CCUGAAGAACGGGAGCUGGGUGAAAUUCGUCACGGACGAGGGGAUUCUGGAGCUGAGCGCGCAGUGCCUGCCACUCACGAGCCAGAAGCAGCACUACUACCGCGGGGACCUGUACAACUGGCUGUUCCAGGCCUGCAAGCACUGGGCCGUGGACGCGUGGACGACGCUGUUGCCCAUGGUUGCGGGGAAAAUCAAGGGAUUAUCCCUGAUCGGCAGCGGGUGGAAGCGCGUGCUGCACGCGCUCCAGACCUUCGGGUAUUGUGAGGAAAAAUCCCCCCUCCCCAUAUCGAAAAGGAAAUUUGUGCUGCUGUAUUUGAGUAGACAAAUCGACUUGUACUGCCAGAAGGCCAAGGAACGCAGUUGCUCCCUCGUUUGUAGGGCAAUUUGUAAUGCUGUCUCCCGUUUCCAGUUGCUUCCUGUCAUGCUCAAGACGCUAGGAUUUCCUACGCCAGCCAGCACGAGAGUGCGCAUCUCUUCCGCUUUAGCAUUACAAAAGGAUUUGUGGUCACAAAUCAUGCUACACAAAUCUCCGGUUUAGUAUGGGGACGGGGAUUUUUCCUUUUGAUAUCGGGAACACGACCGCCAGCGGGUUCGGCAUCGUGGGCGAGCUGCUUUCGACCCUGACCUUCGACCGCGAUAUCAAAUGUAAAAAUGUCUGGGUCUGGAAGAUUGCCAGGUUUGUCAUGCACAUUUUGCAUGACUCCUGGUGUCUGUGAUGCAUGCCCUAGCAUCACAGAUUUCGUGAAGGCUUCCUGAUGCCUAUACCGCAUGACAAAUGCUCUUUCCGUGUAGCAAAACUCGGACUCUCUUUGCUGGUCACGCAAUACAGAUUUUUUUAGAAUCCAAAAUCAGCACGACAAGUUGGAUUCUUCCAGACCCAGACACUUUUACAUUUGAUACGCGACUACAUCCAGCAAAAAGCGGAACUCCGGCGGAAACUGACCAUCGAAACCGCGUCUGGAGGAGCGAUGGAAGCCUACCGCGAGUUCUGCGAGGCGCUGGAAUACCUGUUCGACUUCUUAACGCUGCCGCUAGAGAGCGUCGGGGUGAAGAGGUUGGAGUGUUUGGAGGAGGACGAAAUAGAAGCGGGGACGAGUUCGUUUUUUCAUGAUAUGGCACAAGGCGUCGACGAUUUGAUGCUCCGUCGGGAUUUUUCAUCCCAGGACGACGACCACGGUGAUAUGAGCGUCUCUUUCAAUGAAGUAGACUACGAUGUUCGGUCGUCGCGCGGCACUGACUCUGGCGCCGGAAUAAUAAACCCCUACGAGUUGCUGGAAGAGGGCCGGCUUUCAGAGUACUACGGAGAUAGAAGUCGACGUGACCUUUUGUUCGACCCGGAGUUAGAGGCACAAGGGCCUGUCUGCGUCCCCGAUGGAGCAGGGCGACGCUUUUCAACAAGCGCGAGACCACUGGGGAAUAGACGGAGUGUCUGCGCCGCUGAAAGACGAAGAUGCGGUAAUGGUGGGGGUGAAAAUGUGGAAAUUCAGCGCGACGACCCGGUCACUUGCAGCAGCCCGAGCGGGAGCAGAAGCCUAAGCGUAUUUUCGCGCGACAGUCUGAUGUUCUCCCGAAGGCCGAGCGCCAGCAGUGGAGCGCGGAAAAAGAAAAAAUCGUUGUCGCAGGAAAGGAACAACCUGGUCGCCCUGGGCCUGCUCCCCGCGCUCGGUUGGGGCAUUCUGGGCUCGGUUUUCAAAACCUUGGAUCACUUUUUCUACAUGGGCGAGAACCUCGUCCGCGGAGUCACGGCGCAGUUUACGGGAACUGUAAACUACCGUGACCUGUUGCCGAAACGGGC
Messenger RNA from Amoebophrya sp. A120, 1795 nucleotides. NCBI's taxonomy places the organism in Eukaryota, Dinophyceae, Syndiniales, Amoebophryaceae. The record is from the annotation of a GenBank genome assembly.